AUGAAUAGUACAUCAAGCAAUGUUAGUGGUGCUCUUUUAGCUGCACCGUAUCAGUUGAACAAAUGGUUUGGUUUAUUUAUCUGGAUGAUCGGUAAUCUUGGUUGUAUUGGAAAUAUGAUUGUAUUUAGUUCUCGAGCAUUUCGCAACCGAGCUUAUGCAGUUUACCUAUCAUCAGAAGCAGCAUUUAAUAUUAUUUACUUUGAUUUUCUAUUGCUUACACGAAUACUUCAACGAGGAUUUCAAAUUCCAAUAACUACACGUUAUAAUAUUAUAUGCAAACUUCGACAAUUUGAUUCCGUCUGGAAUCAUGACGUUUCGCUUAGUUUGUUUUCAUUUGCAACAAUUGAUCGAAUUUUAUCUCUACAACGUUUGAAUAAAUAUCGUCGAUGGAGCAAUCGUGUAGAACUAGCUUACAAAAUGUGUAUUACAUGUGUACUCUUUUGGCUAUUGUUUUUUGGUCAUCGACUUAUUUUAUAUCGUACUACUAGUGGAAGCUGUACUCCUCUACCCGGGUUUUAUGCAUAUUUUGAUAAUUAUGUUGAAGCGAGUGUUACAGCGAUGGGUACACCAUUGGUGAUGAUUGUACUUGCUCUUCUAUUGUUACGAAGUGUCCGAGGCAUUACUCAAAGACGAAUCGUUCCUAAGGAUGGUGGACCACCAGCAGUAAUUUUACAAGGAUCAGAUCUUCAUCAGAUCGAUUGUCGACUUACAUUGAUGCUUUUUUUACAAUUAGUCAUUGCUAUAACAACACGUGUACCAUAUGCAAUUCAACUAGUCUAUACAGGUAUCACUCAAAGUUGGCCAAAGUCGGCCUUACAAAUUGCUAUAGAGAAUGCGAUGGUUGAAUUCAUUCAUUUACUGUCGUACACAUUUUUUGCUUCUAGUUUCUACGUAUCGUUUAUUACAAAUAGUGGUUUUCGUCGCAAAUUUAAAAAUUUCUUGUGUAAAUGA
This is a messenger RNA of Rotaria sp. Silwood1, 951 nucleotides long. The record is from the annotation of a GenBank genome assembly. Lineage: Eukaryota; Metazoa; Rotifera; Eurotatoria; Philodinida; Philodinidae.